GCGCCGGCAUCGUCUACGCCGCCUGUGCCCCCAUCUACAUCAUCUACCCCGCCAGCUGCGGUGUCUGCCCCUCAACUACGCGACGGCACCGUCGCUGAUGUCAUUAUGCUUGAUGAAGACGGUUGGCCGGACUGGCUGCGCGCUGGCUUCGACCACAUGGAGUCCAAGCAACUUGGUAAGCCCUUCGUACGUGCUCUGGAAUGGUGGACCGUGUUGGAGAGGGCAUACGACUUUGCAACAUCGGUAAGUUGCGGUCUCUCCGCGAAAGGGCGCCCGAGCGAAGUCGGCGACUGGCUUCGCAUCCAAAGACGCGAGUUGGACAAGUUCCCUAUUAUCAAGAACGAGUCUGCCUACAUGACCUCAUGGUGGAAGUGGUGGAGCGGUAUCCAGCCGGAAUGGCGCCGUCAGGCUGGUCAAGGACGUCCAGCCAUUGGCGGCGAUGGCGACUGGGAGUGCCUCACGAAUCCAGGGAAGAACGGCAUGUUUAUCGUGCUGAUAUCUCUUGUUUGGUGGCGAGAGCAGGCUACCGCACAGACCUUGGACGACUGGGCAGCCGCAGUAGCCGAUGUUGAGUGGGUCAUAGCCAGCAUG
Messenger RNA from Trametes versicolor FP-101664 SS1, 591 nucleotides. RefSeq lists its product as uncharacterized. The record is from RefSeq and is a predicted model, not a curated record. The transcript has 2 exons. The annotation marks the transcript as partial. NCBI's taxonomy places the organism in Eukaryota, Fungi, Basidiomycota, Agaricomycetes, Polyporales, Polyporaceae.